GUGACGAUGUAGCCAACAUUGCCCUUGCUUCAGGGUCCAAAGCGUGAGAAACCAAAAACAAGAAUCUUUCGAUACUCAAACUGCCAGGGAUCCAUCAUGGGAGACACCUCAAUCGCUGCGAACAGGUCCGCCCUGAAGGACUUCCUCGCGUCGAUCGCAACAAUAUCUGGAGACCUUUCGAACAUCACGGCCCCUCCCUUCCUCUUGGCUGAGAACUCCACUGUCGAGAUUCCGCAAUACUGGUGUGAUCAUGCACAUCUGUUCGUUCGACAAGCCUGGGGAGAGACCGAGGAGCAAAGAGCAUUGAACGUGCUAGAGUCAUUCAUGGGUGCUCUUCGUAACCAACAAUAUGCUGGAAGGGACGAGGGUGAAGGAGUGAAGAAGCCAUUGAACGCGUUCUUGGGCGAGCUGUUCCUAGGCAAGUGGGAAGAUGAAGAGCUUGGAGAAACGAAACUUGUAUCUGAACAGGUCAGCCACCACCCGCCCAUUACGGCUUGCUACAUCUGGAACGAUAAGCACGGCGUCCGUGCGGAGGGCUUCACAGAGCAAGAGAUCACUUUUUCUGGAAGCGUUAGCAUAAAGCAGAAAGGCUACGCUAUCUUACAUAUCGACGAGUAUGACGAGGACUACCUAAUGCCAGUCCCAAAUGUCAAAGUCAAGGGAAUAUUGGGUGGCAGGCCGUAUCCGGAACUCCAGGGCAGCUAUUCGCUUAUCUCGUCUACUGGGUAUGUGUCGGAGAUCAAGUUUGAAGGCAAGUCCUUCUUCGGCGGUGGUCAAAAGAAUGGAUUUGAGGCGAAGAUGUUUCACGUCAGCCGUCCAGAUGAGAUCCUGUACGAGGCCAAAGGAACGUGGAAUGGUGAAUCUACAUUUGAAGACGCGCGAACAGGGAAGGCGGUUCAGAAACUCGACUUCGCGACGCUCAAGUCAUUACCAUUGCAGAUUGAGGACACAGCAGAGCAAGACCCAUGGGAAUCGCGAAGGGCGUGGGGCGACGUCAUCGCAGCGCUCAAGCGAGGUGAUAUGAAGGCAGCUGCAGAUGCGAAGUCAAUAGUCGAACAGGGUCAGCGGCAGAUGAGGAAAGACGAGAUUGCCAAUGGGACGAGUUGGAAGAACCGCUUCUUCAAAUCCGUCGGACGUGAUGAAGUUUUCGACACAUUGUCAAAGCACGAUACUAGCUCCUUCACCGUCGAUCGCAAAGGUGGUAUCUGGAAAGUAGACAAGGAAGCGAUCCAUACCGCACAAAAGCCUUAUCAUGGAGACCUGCUGCCGACGAACGAGCGAACGGGAGCGUCCGGAGGUCAACGAGACGCUGCUAGUGGAGGUCAAACACGGUCGCAAAGUGAGGCCACAGCGGCAGUUCCCACAAACGGUGUGUCUCAACAACAAAAAUUUCAAGCAUCUGGGGAAGAAGCGCCGACCCAGCACUCUAUUGAUCCUCUGGCGCAAGCAGAUCUACCUGUGCGGCCAAGGACCGAACUACCGGACACAAGAGUCACCGAAACUCCAAAAGGCCCGACUGACGCCCAGGUCGAGGAGUUCCUCCGGAACAAGUACAGCGCAAGCCCACGAUGAGCUCGAACUCUAUUUCGACGUCUAGACCGUGCACUGAAAGAUGUGAAGCGAAGGUUGUUCAUGAGGUUGAAUUAGUGAUUGAUUAAUUAUAUGCCUAAUGUACGCCUUUUCCAGAUCCGGGUAUCGUCGCAAUGAAAGACU
Macroventuria anomochaeta is the source of this 1713-nucleotide messenger RNA. Its product is annotated as Oxysterol-binding protein. Gene Ontology annotation, biological process: piecemeal microautophagy of the nucleus; exocytosis; endocytosis. Lineage: Eukaryota; Fungi; Ascomycota; Dothideomycetes; Pleosporales; Didymellaceae. The transcript has a single exon. Bases 97 to 1572 code for a protein of 491 amino acids. The record is from RefSeq and is a predicted model, not a curated record. Gene Ontology annotation, molecular function: oxysterol binding. Gene Ontology annotation, cellular component: cytosol; intracellular membrane-bounded organelle; membrane.